AUGGAUAACGAAUGGAUCAACAACCUACUGAAGCAAUUGUCUUAUGCCUACUGCUACAACGAUCUAGAAGACACCAACCUCUUCGUGCAUGUACAAAAAAAAAUCUUAAAUAACUUCCUCUGUGUAGAAUUAUUGCCCUUGUUUAAAAAAAACCUAGAAAAUUUGCUACUCGCUAGUGCACAGAACUGGCUCAUGGUUUACAUACACCAGUCCUUCUAUCUCACCCUGAAUGUUAAACCAAUAAAAAUUUACAAAAAUGGGGAGGAAGAAAAGGCUAAACUACGAAAUAGGAGAAGCAGCAGAGAUGUAAUUAUGGAUCGACGAAAUAGCAGAGAUGAGGAUGAUAAUUAUUCUUCAGAUUAUAAGAGCAGGGACUCCUACUCCAAGUAUGACGAUCGGGAAAGUAGACACCACCGCCAUGGAGGGAAGAAGAAGUACUACAGUGACGAAUCGUAUAGUAGCAGUGAUGAUGGUGAUGUUGGGAAAAGGACCAGCCGCAUGCGGAAGGAAGAGAAAAAAAGCAAAAAGAAAGAAAGCAAAUGGGGUGAAAGUGACAACUUGAUCACUGCAGAAGGGAAGGAAGCACAACAGGGAAACAAAAAAGGGAGCUUAAAAGGAACUCAAAAAGGAGGCACCAAUUGGGAUAUCAGUGCCGACCAAAGUGCAGACCAAAAUGCAGACCAAAGUGCCGAUCAAAAUGCAGACCAAAAUGCAGACCGACGCGGUGAGACCAAUUGGGACCUCACCAGAGAGCAAACUGCCAAGCAUAAGUCGGUGAAGAGGUCGAACAAGUCGGAACUCUUCGAUUCUUCACACACCACUGAAAGUGACGAGGAAUACAAAUCGGAAGAAACGAUGAAAGAAAAAGAAAGUGGCUAUAUGAAGAAUCUGUCCUAUGAUGAUAACUACUCGGACAAGUCUGAAAAAAGCUACAUUUCUAACAAACCAGAUGAAGAAAAAAAAAAACAACAAAUUUUAAAAAGUAUUAAAAAAAAUCAUAACGUGUACGAAGUGGUGUCCAUAAUCUGUGAACCCGUUAACUAUGGGAUCAGGCUACACAUAAUGGCUUGCGACAUCUACGGGGAUAUUAUCGAGUACAUCUACCUAGACAACGUAUACCUAGAUAUUGCAAAGAAGGAGAAAAUGCCAGUUGAGCAGGAGAAAAUUUCCAAAGAUAUUAACAUAUUUAGCAACUUCCUGAAGAAGAUAAAGCCCGAUGUGAUAGUCAUCGGGGUUAGGGACGUGUACUCCUACCUCGUCUACUCCCCCGGCAAGUACGUGGUAAUCGCCGAAAAUCUGUACAUCCCAAGCAUAGUAACGAACAGCCUGAAGUACAGCGCAGAUCUGACGAGCAAGUACUCGAGGGAAGCACUGCUCUGCCUGUCCCUGUGCCGCUUUGUGCAAAACCCACUCUGCGUAGUUAUAUCCCUUUUCGAGGAAGAAAACAAAAACAUGUUUAACAUCUGCCUGCACGAUUUACAAAAAUAUGUUUGCAGCUACAAACUGGAGGCACUCUUCCACAGAAUCAUAGUAGAUGUAGUAAACAAAACCGGGUGCGACAUCAAUUUUUUGAAGAAAAAAAAAAAACACUUGGGAGUCAUGUUAAGUUACGUGGCCGGAUUAGGGUUACGAAAAAGGGAAGAAUUGAUCAAACUUUUACACAACAGAAAUUUGAGCACGAGGGAGGAUCUACUGACCUUAUCGUCAAAUAAGAAUCUCAUAGGGAAAUGCAUCUAUCGAAAUUGUUCAUCCUUCAUUAGAAUUAUAGGCCACGGGGAUGAGUACGUAGAGGCGUUGGACAACACAAGGAUCCACCCCCUCAAUUGCUACGACAUCAUCCACGAUCUUUUCAAAAAUGUCAUAGAUACAAAAAAAAAUAAUUUUUUAAAAGGCACCUACGAUAUUGUUAAUUACAUUAUUAACAAGAAAAAGCUUAUUCGAAAUAUGGAAAUAAAGGACUAUUCUAGGAGAUUCUAUGAUGACAAAAAAAUCUACAUCUACCCCUACCUCAAGUUCAUACAAACAGAACUAAUGCACCCUUAUAAGGACUACCGUUACAACUAUGAGAAAAAAAAGGAAGAAGAAUUAUUUUACCAAAUAAUUAAUGAAAAGAAAGAAAAUCUAGCCAUUGGAUCUGAAGUUGUAUGUAAAAUGGAUUAUAUUAACAAAAAUAAUAAUUACAUAAAGAUAACCAUUUUACCAUACAAUAUCAGAGGUAUCAUUACAGACUCCAAGGAAUUUUUAAGACAAUUGAAAAAGUAUUACAUUGAAAGGAUGAACCUAAUUAACUCCAAUUUGGACAGCUUAAAUUCUGUACAUAAGGGACAUCAUCAUUAUGGGAAUAGCAACAAUUUGAAAGAUACGGAAUAUAUUAACAACUCUGUGGUGGGAGAAUUAAUCAAAGGGAGAAUCACAUCCAUUAGUUACAACUUGUAUAGCCGUUUCGAAACAAAUUUUCAUGUUGUCGUAACGGAUGAAAAUAUUAAGAAGAUUAAGAAACAGACCUUUUUGGAGAAUUUAAAAUGGCCACUUAAUUAUGAUUACUUGUCCCCACUGGUCGAGCUGGAUAUACAUCACGACACAAACACGUUCAUACAAAAUCAUUUUAGAAAAUUAAACGACAAUGAAGACUUUGAAGAUUUUGAUGAGGAGGAUGAGGAGGAGGACGAAGUCCAAACGGACCAGCACCAAUCGCACCUGCACCAAUCGCACCAAUCACGUGAGCAGCAUCAGGAUGGCCACAUGCCAAACCGAAGCAAUGCAACCAGUAGACAACAAAAAAUAAAAAUUAAAAAUAAAAAUAAAUACUACCAAAGCAAAAAACUUAUAAAUCACCCACAUUUCAAAUUAUGGAAUUAUCAUGAAGUGCAUGCAUAUCUUAAACAGAAAAAUGUCGAGAUUGGAGAGUCUAUCAUCUACCCCUCCAACGAACUGAACAAAUUAUACUUGCACAUAAAAACAUCAGAUGAGCCUUUCAUUAUUGCCAAGUUUACUGUGUAUGAGAAGAACAUUCAACAUGGGGGGAACACUGGUAGUGCCUCUCUACAUAAACACCUCCAAGGGAUUCAACAUGUGUAUCUUAUAAAUAAUGAGCAGUUCCACUCCAUUGAUCAGAUUAUAUCCCUCUUUUGUGACAAACUAAAAAAAAACCUAAUCGAAUUGUAUAACCAUCCCAAAUGUAAAAGAAGAAAAGAAAUCGAAGAAAUUAGGCAAGAAUUAUCACAGGAGAGUUUACUAAAACCGGAACACAUCGUAUGGGCCCUUAUCCCACCCAUUCCAAUCCCGCCCAAAAAAAAUACCAACGAAAAUGAUAAAAAUGCCAUUCCUGACUUUAACCCUCUACGAUUUACCCUCAUGGUUAUCCCCCCACAUAAUCACCACCAACAGUUGUAUGCAAAUUAUAACAGCGACCUUCGUCCCAAGGACCACAUCGUACUACAGGACUCCAUCUACGUCGACCAUAAAUCCUUCAAACUGUGGACCAGGGUCGAUCGCAACUUUAAAAACCUCAUCAAUUGGUGGAAGGAGAAGGGCUACUGGAAUAGGCAGAACGAGCGUCAGGAGUACAUGAACGAGAAGAAGCGGAAGAUGGAGGAGUACCGCCGCCUCCGCGGGGGCAGAGCCUAA
Messenger RNA from Plasmodium cynomolgi strain B, 3627 nucleotides. RefSeq lists its product as hypothetical. The record is from RefSeq and is a predicted model, not a curated record. Gene Ontology annotation, cellular component: transcription elongation factor complex. Lineage: Eukaryota; Apicomplexa; Aconoidasida; Haemosporida; Plasmodiidae. The transcript is spliced from 2 exons. Gene Ontology annotation, molecular function: nucleosome binding; histone binding. Gene Ontology annotation, biological process: nucleosome organization; transcription elongation-coupled chromatin remodeling; positive regulation of transcription elongation by RNA polymerase II. The coding region runs from base 1 to 3627 and encodes 1208 amino acids.